Pterocles gutturalis (yellow-throated sandgrouse) is the source of this 1199-nucleotide messenger RNA. RefSeq names its product cysteine-rich hydrophobic domain-containing protein 1. The transcript is spliced from 5 exons. The annotation marks the transcript as partial. The record is from RefSeq and is a predicted model, not a curated record. NCBI's taxonomy places the organism in Eukaryota, Metazoa, Chordata, Aves, Pterocliformes, Pteroclidae.
GUUUGGCUUGAGCAACAAGUUUGAUACAGAAUUUCCUUCUGUUCUGACAGGGAAGGUUGCCCCAGAAGAAUUCAAGACCAGCAUCAGUCGCGUGAACGCCUGUUUACGAAAGAACCUCCCUGUCAAUGUAAAAUGGCUGCUUUGUGGCUGUCUGUGCUGCUGCUGCACACUGGGCUGUAGCCUAUGGCCUGUAGUCUGUCUUAACAAAAGAACUAGAAGAUCAAUUCAGAAGUUACUAGAAUGGGAAAAUAACAGACUAUAUCACAAGCUUGGUUUGCACUGGAAGCUGAGUAAAAGGAAAUGUGAAACUAGCAAUAUGAUGGAAUAUGUAAUAUUAAUAGAGUUCUUACCAAAAUAUCCCAUAUUUCGACCUGACUGAGGAACAGCAUUUGAUCUUUCAUGUUACCUGUCAUUUUCUACCCUUAGUGCCUUGUAGAUGAUUUUGGAAAGAAGAUGGUCUACUUUGCUGUGAUUUAAAACGUUCUUCAGUAGAAUAUCUUCCUUGUUAUGUUACUUUCUUUUGUUAAGAAGAGAACAAUUUGCACAUUUUUUUUAUGUUCAACAAGGCUUCUAUGUUGCACUCUGAAUUUUUAACAUUAACUGAUAUAGUUGCCACUAGGGAUCUAACAUCAGUGCUGCUUAAACUUGUUCUGAGCAUGCUGCCUUAUUACUUUCUAUAUUCCUGGUCCUCAAAUAUGCAUCCUAACGCUGUGUCAUACUAUAUUUCAUUCUAAAUGUCACAAUCCUAUAAACCCUCAGUAGAAAUGUCUAGGUAAGUGUCUAAUAGUAAUGAUUUUAGUAUAACUUGCUUGCAUAGGACUUGCAAUCAACAGCACUGGUUUUGUCCUGCACUUUGCAAAAUCAUCAUUUACAUUAGGGGGUUAAUUAUUUUACCCACUAUGGAGUUGUAAAUAUUGACUCUUUGCAUAAUGUAAAGUGUGGUAUGCCAACGUUUACAGAAUGUAAUAUAGCUCUUACUCUGCUGCCACCAGUCUGGCAUCGUUUUAUUCAUUACAUUUGCUAGGAUCCCUCUGCCUGUAUAGACCCAUUCACAUGCUGUUUUUAUGGUAAAGCCAUAAUAAGUUUGUACGUACUAUGAGAUGUGUAGGGCUCAGUUGCACUUUGUUUAGUAAAUGGAUGAAAAAUGCAUAGCAUGUCUGUCUUUUUUUUUUUUUUUUAAGUAUUUCAGGUGUUGUUUG